Messenger RNA from Vitrella brassicaformis, 2204 nucleotides. NCBI's taxonomy places the organism in Eukaryota, Vitrellaceae. The record is from the annotation of a GenBank genome assembly.
UUAUGCUAUCCUCGAUAAGACUGGCACGAAGACUGCUAGCCACUCGCGCGUCAGCACGUGCUUGCGGUAUGGCGUCGGGCUCGCAAUUGCGCACCCGCCCUGACGCCAGACACGGUGCGCGAAAUCAUACAAAGGCAGAGCAUCCUCGGCAGCGCGUGGGAUGGCCUGAGCAACGGCCAACACAGACACGCGCACACAAAUACACACACAUCCGUCCGUGCAGUGGACACGUGUGUGUGUCUCUACUUCUCUCUCCCUCCUCUCUCUCCCUCUCUCUCUCCCUCUCUCUCUCCCUCAUCGUACCUACCUUGAGGACCAUGAGCGAGCGGCCGAGCGCAGCUUUGGUAUUCUGACCUUUGUAGAGGCGAUGGAUGUAACAUAAGUGCCCGUCAGGAUACAAAAUGCAGACAGCGGUCUGUACGGUCGUAACAGCUGAAACAAAAGAAGAAAAGCAUGUCUCAAGGACAGAAUUCACUUACGUGCUGCCCUCACCAUCCUCCCACCAUCCUCCCCGCCGGCAAUACACACCUCCCCGUCAGCCUCGGUCACAGCACCCCCACACACCACCCCCACCACCACCGUCACGUCGUCCUUCUUGCCCCCCCGACCCAGACUCCGGCUGUAGGCUGCUCGGCCAAUGGCCUGUGCUAUGGCUUCGGCGUCAUUCUUGUCUUGCUGUCCGAUGAUAUCCAGCAUGCCGUCCAUUUUGAUGUUAUCGAACACGCCGUCCGUUGCGGCUAUCACAAUGUCCCCCUCCUGCACAGCAGCUGUGCAGCACUGCACCCCCAGUGGGCUCCGCUCUUCUGUCGCCUCGUCAAUGAAGAAGGAUGGCGCACAGGGAGGGCGGGCCACCAGGUCCUCUGGGGUGGGGUCGACGUUGAUCUCUCGUCGGCACCCACAGAGGCAGGCAGGAAAUAACUCAAACAACUGCAUCCACACACACACACACACACAGUGAUACCAAGACACGUCCCUCGCCCACUCGCUGACCAUUUGGUGGUGGUGGCGGUGGCUAUGGUGCAUGACUUGCCGCCGGCCGUGGCGCUCACCACCUCCCAUCGAUCCAGCUGGUGUUUUUGAUGUGCGCAGAUCUCGAGUGCCGACAUCAGGUACUGUAGGCACCCACAUACACAUACACAUACACCCACAUCCACACGCACCCCAAGGGCGCUGUGUGUCUGGUCAUGUGCAGACUCACUCUGUAAGGUGUGAAGGCCGUAUGGAUGUACUCCCUCACGCGUGGCGGCGACUCGCCCAGGCACGCUGGCCAUCCCCAUGCCGUGACGGAGACAAAAAAGCCGAAGCCGAUACGUCGUCCUUGGCAGCCGCCCAGCCGAUGCGCAAAAGCAGCGACUGCAGCCACGGCCUCGCGCUCGAUUGCAGCAUCAUACUUGGUGAGGUCGUUGAAUGUGAUGAAGAGGGAGAAGAUGUCCUGCUGGCGAAGCCCUUCUCGGCUGCAGCCCCGGCUGGGCCCUACUCGGCCGCCCUGAGUAAUGUCUCGGUCGAAUAUAAAAUGUAGGCAGGGAUAUUGCCUACAAAGAUAUCACACAAGCCCCAGAUAUCACGCUGUCUGAUGGCUGCAUCAUAGUCAUCUCUCGUGCUUACGUUGCCGGAGGCGGGAAAAACAGGUCGACGUCUCGCGAAUGCUGCGUUGCCAUGGUGCUGUGUGCUGCCCUCUUUCUGCUUUCUAUCUCUUCUGACUGCUCUUUUUCUGUCUUUUUUCUCUGAGGCAGCCGACGUUGAUGGUGACGAGAGGGCUCCCAUUUUCCCAGCUCCUCACUGUCCCAUCUGGUGACACACCGCACAGACACACACACACACACACACGCGGAGAGAGAGAGAGAGAGAGAGAGAGACAUGGAGGGUUCCCUGGUGAUCACGAUGGGGUCAUAUUCAACUAUCUCCCAACUCACCGCAGUGCCCUGCACCCAUGCAGCCAGCCAGCCAGACAGGCAAAUGGUAUGUGGCUCGUUCCUGUGUGCGUGUGGUCCAUUCCCUCCCUUACUGGCGUGGGGACGGUGACGUCGUCGGCCUGUGACGGUGAGGGCUUCUGGAUAUGCGGCUGCGGCAGGACACUGAUCGACGAGCUGGAGCUGGCCUCCGACAACGUUGCGACAAGGAGGAAGGCAAACAAACACCGAACAUAGCCCUCCUGUGGCUGCACGCCUCUCCCGUGCAAUCCAUUACCUGGUGCCUGCCUGUUC